GUCCGGUCUUCAGUCUGUAAGUUGAAAUGCAAGAGCAACUGGAUUAUGCAGCAAGACAAUGAUAAAAAGCACAGGAGUAAGUCCACCACUGAAUGGUUCAAAAAAGUAUGUUAUUAUAUUGAUAGAGUAUUUUCUGGUUAUGAUACUUGUUCUGGUUUAUUGGUUUAUGCCUUUGUGUUUUGCCCUGGUUACUGUGUUUGCACAUCUCCUGACUGUUGCCUGUAUCUUCACUUUGAUCUUGCCUUAUGUUUUGGAUUUGUUUGCAUGUUGUAGGAAAAAAGCUCUUAACCUGCAACUCACCAUCUCCGCCACCUGCCAUUGUGCUGAGGCUUAAAUCAGGGGUCUUCAAUCCUGGUCCUGGGAACUCACCACUUUAGAAAACAUCUCCUUUAUUUAACACCUAAUUCAGAUCAUCAACUCGUUAGGAGAGAGAUUCAUGAACUGAGCUGUGUCAGAUAAGAGAGACAAACAAAAUGUGCAUUGCUGUGGGACCAGGACUGAAAACCACUGGCUUAAAUCAUUAUUUGUGAAAAAAAUAUGUUUCUUAUAUUUUACAGGUUAUUUGUACAUUAAAUAAAUAAAAAAUAGUGUUACACCUUUAACCACUUUUUCCCCCCACAGAUUUUGUCUUGGCUUUAUUACUUUCAUUAUUUGUCUAUCUUAUGUGAUUUGUUACUCACUACGCUAGGAAGAUGUUCUGUCUAACACUUAUUCAAAGUCAUUAUACAAUCAUCUGUACACAACAAAUUAUAUUAGCAUUCACAUUACUCUUUUUGGAUCUAAUUAUAUCUGAGUUCUAGAAUGAUGAAGAGACAGAGAUCAGACUCACCAGAACCCAGCUGUGUGUCCAUGAACAGUGAUGAGUCAAUCGAUCGUUCAAUUAAGUUCAGAGAUGGAGAAAGUUCUACUGAUGUGAGACCACAAAAGAAGAAAUCAAAGAGAAAUGAGUUGGAUUCCAUAUUUAAGGAGCUGGAAGGCAAAGUCAUCACUCUGAUAAAGACUGAGCUGAAGAGGUUUAAGAAGCUCCUGAAUCCAGAUUACCCAGCAUGCACUGAGAGGCAGUGGGGGGAUGAGGAGGAUCUGCACAGUGUCAGAGAGGGAGCGCUGAAGAUCACACUGCACGUCCUGAAGAACAUGAACCUCACAGAUCUCGCUAACACACUGCACAACAAGCUGUACCCAGUGAUUGCGUAUCAGCAAACAUUAAAAUCCAACCAGAGAGAAAAAUGCAAACGAGUUAAUGAAGGAAUCUCACAGCCUGGAAGCUCAGCACUUCUGAAUGAGAUCUACACAGAGCUUUACAUCACAGAGGGUUGGAGUGGAGACGUCAAUAAUGAACAUGAGGUGAGACAGAUUGAGACAGCGUCCUGGAGACCAGCAACACAGGAGACACCCAUCAAAUGUAAUGAUCUCUUUAAAGACAAGUCCAUCAGAACUGUACUGACUAAAGGAGUUGCUGGAAUUGGAAAAACAGUCUCUGUGCAGAAGUUCAUUCUGGACUGGGCUGAAGGAGAAGCAAAUCAGGACAUCACCUUCAUGUUUCCACUUCCCUUUAGAGAGCUGAAUCUGAUGAAGCAGGAACAUCUCAGUCUGAUGGAUCUUCUUCAUCACUUUUUCCCAGAAAUGAGAAAAAUAGAAUUAAAAGACUGUGACUCCUACAAAGUCCUGUUGAUCUUUGAUGGUCUGGAUGAGUGUCGACUUCCUCUAAAUUUCCAGAAGAAUACGAGAUUGUGUGAUGUGACAGAGUCAGCCUCAGUGGAUGUGCUGCUGACGAACGUCAUCAAGGGGAAUCUGCUUCCCUCUGCUCUCCUCUGGAUAACCUCUCGACCAGGAGCAGUCAAUCAGAUCCCUUCUGAGUGUGUAGACCAGGUAACAGAGGUACGAGGGUUCAGUGAUCCUCAGAAAGAGGAGUACUUCAGGAAGAGGAUCAGUGAUCAGAGCCUGGCCAAUAAAAUCAUCACACACAUGAAGUCUUCAAGAAGCCUCCACAUCAUGUGCCACAUCCCAGUCUUCUGCUGGAUCUCAGCCACUGUUCUAGAGAGGAUGUUGGGUGAAGCAGAGAGUAAAGAGAUCCCCAACACUCUGACUCAAAUGUUCACACACUUCCUGAUCUUUCAAAUCAAACACAAGAACCAAAAGUACUAUCAGAAAUGUGACCCUGAUCCUCAGCAGACCAGAGAGAGUAUCCUGGCAUUGGGAAAACUGGCUUUCCAACAGCUGGAGAAAGGAAACCUGAUCUUCUAUGAGGAAGACCUGAGAGAGUGUGGCAUUGAUGUUAGAGAAGUGUCAGUGUACUCAGAAGUGUGUACCCAAAUCUUCAGAGAGGAGUUUGGGCUUCACCUGGGGAAGGUGUUCAGCUUUGUACAUCUGAGUGUUCAGGAGUUUCUGGCUGCUUUAUACGCAUUUCUCUCCUUCAUCAGCAGAAAUGUAACAGAACAUCAAACCACUGAUCUGUCUGAUCUUUUCACCAAAUCAAAUAUGUCUGAUCUCCUCAGGAGUGCAGUGGACAAGGCCCUACAGAGUGAGAACGGACACCUGGACCUGUUCCUCCGCUUCCUUCUGGGUCUUUCACUGGAGUCCAAUCAGACUCUCUUACGAGGCUUAAUGCCACAGACAGGAAGCAGCUCUCACAGCAAACAGGAAAUAGUCAAGUACAUCAAGGAGAAGAUCAGGGAGAAUCCAUCUCCAGAGAAAUCCAUCAAUCUGUUCCACUGUCUGAAUGAACUGAAUGAUCAUUCUCUAGUGCAGGAAGUACAAACUUACCUGAACAAAGGAGAUCAAGGGUGUCUCACAGGAACCAGACUCUCUCCUGCUCAGUGGUCAGCUCUGGUGUUUGUGUUACUGAACUCAGAAGAGGAGCUGGAUGAAUUUGAUUUGCGUAAAUAUGACACAUCAGAUGAAUGUUUUCUGAGACUGCUGCCAGUGGUCAAAGCCUCUAGAAAAGCUGUGCUGCGUCAGUGUAAUCUGACAGAAGAAAGCUGUAGAGGCCUCUUCUCAGUUCUCAACUCAAACUCCUCCAAUCUGAGUGAAAUUAACCUGAGUCACAAUAACCUGCAAGAUUCCGGAAUGAAGCUGCUCUCUGCUGGACUGAAGAAUCCAUAUUGUAAACUGGAGAAACUGUGGGUGUGUGAUUGCAACAUUACAGAUGAAGGUUGUGCUGCUCUGUCUUCAGCUCUGAGGUCAAACUCCUCAUCAAACCUGACUGAACUGAAUCUGUACGAUAAUAAAACAGGAGAAUCAGGGAUGAAGCUGCUCAAUGAUCUACUGGAGGAUCGACACUGUAAACUGAAGACACUAUAUGAAGUGUGUGCUGAUACUGGAAAAGGAGACAUGACCUUCAACAUGAGUGUGUCUGGAAAACAGGACUUAAAGAAAAACGAGGGAGUGAUGGUAGGAAAGAGAUCAGACUUGCCAGAACCCUGCUGUGUGUCUAUGAAGAGUGACCAAUCAAUGAGAGAGCCAGUUAAGUUCAGAGAUGGAGACUGUUCUACUGAUCAGAGAAUGAUGGAGGGGAAGAGAUCAGACUCACCAGGACCCAGCUGUUUGUCCAUGAAGAGUGAUGAGUCAAUGGAUCAUCCAAUUGAGUUCAGAGACAGAGACAGAUCUACUGAUGUGAGAAUGAUGGAGGGGAAGAGAUCAGACUCACCAGAACCCAGCUGUUUGUCCAUGAAGAGUGAUGAGUCAAUGGAUCAUCCAAUUGAGUUCAGAGACAGAGACAGAUCUACUGAUGUGAGACCACAAAAGAAGAAAUCAAACCUCAGCAGAAAACAGUUGGAGUCCAUAUUCAAGGAGCUGGAACACAACAUCAUCACUCUGAUGAAGAAUGAGCUGAAGAGAUUUAAGAAGCUCCUGAGUCCAGAUUAUCCAGCAUGCACUGAGAGGGAGGUGGAGGAUGAGGAGGAUCUGCACAGUGUGAGAGAGGGAGCGCUGAAGGUCACACUGCACGUCCUGAAGAACAUGAACCACACAGAUGUCGCUAACACACUGCACAACAAGCUGCAUUCAGUCUUUGCAUAUCAGCAAACAUUAAAAUCCAACAUGAUCGAAAAAUGCAAAAGAAUUAAUGAAGGAAUCUCACGGCAUGGAAGCUCAGCACUUCUGAAUGAGAUCUACACAGAUCUCUACAUCACAGAGGGUUGGAGUGGAGACGUCAAUAAUGAACAUGAGGUGAGACAGAUUGAGACAGCAUCCAGGAGACCAGCAACACAAGAGACACCCAUCAAAUGUAAUGAUCUCUUUAAAGACAAGUCCAUCAGAACUGUAUUGACUAAAGGAGUUGCUGGAAUUGGAAAAACAGUCUCUGUGCAGAAGUUCUUUCUGGACUGGGCUGAAGGAAAAGCAAAUCAGGACAUCACCUUCAUGUUUCCACUUCCCUUUAGAGAGCUGAAUCUGAUGAAGCAGAAAAAUCUCAGUCUGAUGGAUCUUCUUCAUCACUUUUUCCCAGAAAUAAGAAAAAAACUAGAAUUAAUAAUCUGUGACUCCUACAAAGUGCUGUUGAUCUUUGAUGGUCUGGAUGAGUGUCGACUUCCUCUAAAUUUCCAGAAGAAUGAGAGAUUGUGUGAUGUGACAGAGUCAGCCUCAGUGGAUGUGCUGCUGACAAACCUCAUCAAGGGGAAUCUGCUUUCCUCUGCUCUCCUCUGGAUAACCUCUCGACCAGGAGCAGUCAAUCAGAUCCCUCCUGAGUGUGUAGACCAGGUAACAGAGGUACGAGGGUUCAAUGAUCCUCAGAAAGAGGAGUACUUCAGGAAGAGGAUCAGUGAUCGGAGCCUCGCCAAUAAAAUCAUCAGACACAUGAAGUCUUCAAGAAGCCUCUACAUCAUGUGCCACAUCCCAGUCUUCUGCUGGAUCUCAGCCACUGUUUUAGAGAGAAUGUUGGGUGAAGCAGAGAGUGGAGAGAUCCCCAAGACUCUGACUCAAAUGUUCACACACUUCCUGAUCUUUCAGAUUAAACACAAGGACCAAAAGUACCAUCAGAAAUGUGACCCUGAUCCUCAGCAGACCAAAGAGAGUAUCCUGGCACUGGGAAAACUGGCUUUCCAACAGCUGGAGAAAGGAAACCUGAUCUUCUAUGAGGAAGACCUGAGAGAGUGUGGCAUUGAUAUCAGAGAAGUGUCAGUGUACUCAGGAGUGUGUACCCAAAUCUUCAGAGAGGAGUUUGGGCUUCACCUGGGGAAGGUGUUCAGCUUUGUACAUCUGAGUGCUCAGGAGUUUCUGGCUGCGUUAUACACAAUUCUCUCCUUUAUCUUUAAAAGGAAAAAUGUGUUAGUGGAGCAAAACCAUAGCAUUUUCAAUUUAAUUAGAAAACCAAACAUUUCUGAUUUCCUGAAGCAUGCAGUGGACAAAGCCUUGCAAAGUGUGAAUGGACACCUGGACCUGUUCCUCCGCUUCCUUCUGGGUCUCACACUGGAGUCCAAUCAGACUCUCUUGCAAGGCUUAAUGCCACAGACAGGAAGUAGCUUUCAUAGCAAACAGGAAACAGUCAAAUACAUCAAGGAGAAGAUCAGGGAGAAUCCAUCUCCAGAGAAAUCCAUCAAUCUGUUCCACUGUCUGAAUGAACUGAAUGAUCAUUCUCUAGUGCAGGAAGUACAAACUUACCUGAACAAAAAAGAUUACUAUUGUCUCAGUGGAACUAAUCUCUCUCCUGCUCAGUGGUCAGCUCUGGUGUUUGUGUUACUGAACUCAGAAGAGGAGCUAGAUGAGUUUAAUUUGGGUAACUAUGAUCCAUCAGAGGAAUGUCUUCUGAGGCUGCUGCCAGUGGUCAAAGCCUCCAGAAAAGCUGAGCUGUGUUUGUGUAAUCUGACAGAGGAAAGCUGUAGAGUUCUGUCCUCAGUUCUCAGUUCAAACUCCUCCAGACUGAGAGAACUGAACCUGAGUAACAAUAACCUGCAGGAUUCAGGAGUGAAGCUGCUCUCUGCUGGACUGGAGAAUCCACACUGUACACUGGAGAUACUGAGUCUGCGUGUGUGUAAUCUGACAGAGGAUAGCUGUAGAGUUCUGUCCUCAGUUCUGACCUCAAACUCCUCCAGACUGAGAAAACUGGACCUGAGUAACAAUAACCUGCAGGAUUCAGGAGUGAAGCUGCUCUCUGCUGGACUGGAGAAUCCACACUGUACACUGGAGAUACUGAGGAUGUACAAAUGCAGGAUUACAGAUGAAGGUUGUGUUGCUCUGGCUUCAGCUCUGAGGUCAAACUUCUCAUCACACCUGAGAGAGCUGGAUCUGAACGAUAAUCAAACAGGAGAAUCAGGAGUGAAGCUGCUCAAUGAUCUCUUGACCGAUACACACUGUAAACUGGAGAAACUAGUCAUUAAGACGUAUCACCCUAUGGCUCAGUCCACCAGUACUGACCGGGGUCCUCAAACCUCAAACCUGUUUUCCAGGGUAAAGCAGUUUUGGUGAACUGUUAAAACCCAUCCCACAUUUCCAGCUGUUUGGGAGCUGAAUCAUUUAUAUUCAGAUGUAGAAGUUCCAUAACAAUAACUGAUCAAAUCAUUUUAUCCACUCAGUUACAAGUUAUUUCAGACUUUAAUAACAUAGUUUACAAUCCAAAAUCCAAUCCCUGAGCAUCUACACACAACACAGAGAUAUCAUCACGUCAUCACAAUGAUUACACAAAUACACAUCCAUGCAUUGCUCUUAAUCUAUAUCUGUUUUUACAUGAACGCUGUUUUUGUGAAUUAUCAUUUUGAAUCAUCCAGAUACAUCACAGAAAUCUGUAGUUAGAUAGAGAGACAGAGAGAGCUCACCUCUCACCUCAGACCAGCAUGCUUCUAGUACCAGAUUUGAACCAUAUUUCAUGGACAAUAAGUAGAUAUUUUAUGGUAGAAAAGUGCAGAAUGGUUCCAGCACUGGCACUUUACUGCAAUAUAAAAAUGCACACAUUAUUCAACAUGGAUAUGUGUGUAUUGUGAAUGAUCAUUUUGUAUAGAAAACAGAUCUCUAAUAAAGUGUCCAUCUUGUACUAUUAUUUAUUUUUCUAUUGUUAUUUAUGUCCCCAUAAUGUCAUAUUUCCAUGAAUGUGUGUUUGUAAAUUGCAAUGUUGUAUAUAAACCAGGUGUCUACUAAUAUGUACAUGUUGUACAAAUAUCCCCACAAAGCCAUAGUGUGAUCUGUGUCCCCAUAUUUCCAUGACUAUGUGUGUAUUUUUGUGUGUCUAUUCUGGUGGUGAUGUAAUUGGUACAAUAGUACUCCCAUCCACUAAUAAGUCAAGAGAGAAGGGCACAAUCGAUGGUGCUAUAGCUAUAGAACACUGUUCAAAUUGUGGCCAAUAUUCUUCUGAAAUGUAAGUCAUACAGUAAAGUUAUUUUUGUUUGAUUACUUUUGUUCUCUCAAACAAAAAAGCCAUAAGAAUUGUUUAGUUCCACCUGCUUAUAUUUGUGACUAAUUUGCAUAAUCUGUAUUCCAAGGAUCUUCACAAAAUUGGUGCCAAACUGGUGAGCAGAGACUUAGUCUCUGAGAGAGAGAGAUAUAAUUGUUGAAAAGUGAAAGUAUUAGACU
Messenger RNA from Ictalurus furcatus (blue catfish), 7497 nucleotides. RefSeq lists its product as uncharacterized. The record is from RefSeq and is a predicted model, not a curated record. Bases 802 to 6399 code for a protein of 1865 amino acids. NCBI's taxonomy places the organism in Eukaryota, Metazoa, Chordata, Actinopteri, Siluriformes, Ictaluridae. Gene Ontology annotation, molecular function: protein binding. The transcript is spliced from 17 exons.